AGUCUGGUCUGGAACAUCGUGUUGUAAUGUCGUUGAUAUCAUUGCAGUGAGAUUUCAAUCGUACACCUUUUCUCUAUUCUAAAAUCGGAUUUUUUUGUUCUUUCUAUUUGUGAAUGUGAUGGCACAACUCUAGCAUAUUUUGUAACGACGCACGUUUGCAGCUGCCUGCCGUAUCUUUUUUUUUCAGUCAACAUCGCCGACAAAGAGUAAAAUCGCAUCGUGCCCGUUAUUUCCAUACAAAUAUUGUGCAAUGGUUUUUGCGUAGCACAAGUAACGAAAAUCGUCACGUUUAACCUAUUGACCGUUUCUAAAAAGCUGCUUUAAGCCGUUUUAAUUAUGUAAUAAAUGUGGAAUACAUUUCAAUGCUCGGUGGCGUUUGUUUGUUUUUUUUUUUCCAACGUGAAGGUUUUUGCGCUUCUGUUGUCAUUGGCUGGUGUGUGAGUGCGUGUGCUUUUGGCCUUAGUGAAAAGUGAAAUAGAUAAUUUUGGACAGAGAUGUUUUUGUUGCCGACCCAAAAUGAACUCAAUUUCAUUGUAAAAUGAGUUUGGCUCAAAACGAUUCACCAGAGUGAUAUCAGUAAGGUGAUAUGAUUUCGAAAAUAGACUUUUAAAAGUGUUUGUGAGAGUGAGAGCAACAGAGCGAGCAAACGAGCAAGAGUGAUAGUGAGAGAGAGGUCAAAGGUGUACUUGGAAUAUUGUUAUUUCGAAAAGUGUGGUUGAAGAUCGUUUCAAGCGCCGAAAUCGUUUGACAAUUCAAAAUAAUGGAUAAAACCAUAAGCAGUAAAGCGACUUUGUAUUUCUCUUUUAUUCUGUGCUUGACGGUGCAGGCACAACAUCCGGAUGGAACCGUGUUGCUAAAACAAGGCACCGUGAUUGGAUUGAAAAUUUUCCCAGAAACUUCCAGAACGGCCGUUUAUUCAUACUUGGGUAUUCCAUAUGCUCAACCACCUACUGGCAAUUUGCGAUUUGCGGCACCGCGACAGCAUUUUGGCUGGGGAAAUCGUACGUUAACGGCACGCGAUUAUAAACCAAUUUGUCCGCAACUAACCAAUUAUAUGUUUGACGAAACGCACAAUGGAUAUGCACCGCAUGCAAUAAAAACCGAUGAAGAUUGUCUAUUCUUGAACAUUUGGGCGCCACAGUCUGCGUUUCGUGGCGGAAAUCAUUCCGUGUUGGUGAUUAUAACCGGAGAAGAGCAAGCAUUUGAUUGGGCACAAAAUCGACCGACUGGCUUAGAUUUGGCUGCUGAAGGCAUUGUUGUGGUAAUAAUUCAAUCACGAACAAAUAUUUUUGGCUGGUUGAGUCUACGGAGUCCAGAAGCACCCGGCAACUUAGGUUUACUCGAUCAACGAUUAGCAUUCGAAUGGAUUGAAGAAAAUAUACAGAAAUUUGGUGGUGAUCGACAUCAAAUCACACUGCUCGGCCAUGGAACUUCAGGGGCGCCGAACGCAAUGCUUCACUUGACCAAUCCAAAAACAGCUACUCUUUUCACACGCAUGAUUCUCAUGUCGGGCACCAUUUAUUCAACUUAUUCAUAUCAAAAUGUUGACAGAUCAAACAAUUUGACCACAAGCAAUGACCUUUCUUCGGCCAUUGUAAAAAAACUUGCCUGCGGUUCGGCACAUGUUAAAUAUAUCUUGGACUGUCUCAGACAGAAGAGCGUUAACGACUUACUGAAGGCAUUCGAACAAGUUUAUGAGCAUGGAAACUAUACCAAACUCCUUGGUCCUCAAAUCGAUACAUAUCUACCAAAGUCGAUUCAGUACCUUCCAAACGAUCCGAAAAUGGUUUUAGAACUCGGAGACUAUCCAAAUAUACCGAUUUUGUUGGGGAUAACUAGUAACGAAGGCGCUUUCAUUCAAGAACUGUGGCUUGAGCUGGCACGUGAAGGAUAUGAACCGUUAAAAAAGUACGUGACAACCACGUUAUUGCCGAAUAUAUUAGUUCACUAUGGUUUUGUGAAUGGUGCAACGGAGCAGGUGCGUCGAAUGAUUUCUUGGCGAUUUUUCGACCGAAUCCCACAAACCGCAUCUUACCUAUUGAAUGCGAUGCAACGAUUGAUAUCCGAAACAAAGUAUGAGACUCCGUUUCUGGAAACAAUUGAACUUUUAACCAGUGAUCAACCGAUAAACGCAUCCACAAUAACAACAAAUGAUACGGUUGCUAUGGAGAGUGCGAUUCAACGUCGUGCGCAAAAAACCUUUUACGUGUAUUCAUUCCAUCACACAAAAUCGAUAGACAUUCGUGGUGCGAGCAAUUAUUUCGGUGGCGCUGGUCAUACAUCGGAUUUAUUAUUCUUAAUGGGACCGAGUUUAUUCCAGCAAAUCAGUCGUCGAAAAUUGAGCUCGAUGGAAAUGCGAUUGUGUCGUCGAUUUCGGCAUUUGUUCAGUGAAUUUAUAAAAAUGGGCAAUCCAACACCGAAUCGAAUGUUUGAUGCAUGGCGACCGUAUACAGCCAAGCAAAAGUUUGUUCAAAUUUUGGGCGAUAAUUCGUUAACCAGCGAAUCAAGCGAUGCAACGACGACGACAACAAAUUUUGCCGAAAAUGGGAUGUUUAUCGCUGAUUUAGAGAAGAAUUCGGUUGAAAUUGAAAAUAUGAUUCACGGUCAAACUCGUGUUGUUUCAACGAAUAUCCUAAAUCCGUAUCGUAUUGGCAAAGAGAAUAUACCACAAAGUCCAACCGAUUCGGCGCGUAUGUCAAAAAGCUAUUUAGGCGUGUAUGAAACGUCUGAGUACUAUAAUGCCUUGACCAAAAUCAAUUCGUUUUGGAUGGAUUUAUUGCCGGAAAUGAGUUCGUAUCGAUGGUCGGAUGAAAUAUAUUCGCGCACGAAUUUCGAUGAAGAUCCAUUGUACAUUGCAAUAGCAGCUGCAAGUGGCUCAAAGUUCAAGCACGCCUUCUUCUCAAUGCUGAUAUUGGUGACUUUGCUGCUGGCGGUUUUAUGCAUUUGUUUGUACAUUUUGAAGAAGAAUCAACGAAAUAUCGACACAAGUUUCUUAUGACAAACAUUUCCCUUUCGAUCGAUGUGCCAUCGCGUUGAUCGAAAAAUCAUCACUGAACCAACACAAAUUGCAGCCGCCGACAAAUCAUCGCAUAUGCAACUGCCACCAUUGUCGUCAUUGCCGCGAACAACCAACGAAAAGAAAAAUUUCGUUCAAUUGCUAGUGCAACGAGUCCGUAUCAAAUUGCUCAACUGUCGAUUGGAUCGCGAUACAGUCGAUGCCGUUACCGCAACGGCCCAUUUCGAUUAUCGUUUCGACCGUAACUUUGAAAUGAGACCAAACCAUAAUUUAUCGCAUCACGAGGAGAAAAAUCAAGUUCGAAACUGGCGAUAUCAUCUAACCAAUGACCAUUUUUAAGUUAGUCCUUAAGUUAUGAUUGUUUUUGAAUAUAGCGAAAAUGCGUGGAAUUCUCUAGUUUUUGUUGGAAAUGAGUUUUUUUUUUCUGUCCCUUACCGUAGAAUGUAGGAAAUGCUCAAAAUAUAAAUGUAAUUAGUACAAA
Sitodiplosis mosellana (orange wheat blossom midge) is the source of this 3497-nucleotide messenger RNA. Its product is annotated as pyrethroid hydrolase Ces2a. NCBI's taxonomy places the organism in Eukaryota, Metazoa, Arthropoda, Insecta, Diptera, Cecidomyiidae. The coding region runs from base 761 to 2998 and encodes 745 amino acids. The transcript has 7 exons. The record is from RefSeq and is a predicted model, not a curated record.